CGCAAGAAGAUGAGUGAUCUUGAAACGGACAUAACCUGAUUUCACUGAGCCUAGUCGGAGAAGCGUUUAUCGGUUUCGCGGUCCCACGUGUAUUAUUUCUUCAAACUGUGCUAAAAUGUCGUUUUUCAUAAAAAAGAAACCGUUCAACGGAGUUAAAAGGGGACAGCCCGAUAAUCGAAAAGCCAAAAAACGAAAAAUUGAGCCCAAGAAAUCGAGAAAUGAAGAAAUUACGAGCAGCGAAGAUGAGGGCAUGCAGGAGGAUGAAAACUUGAAUUUAUCGUCAUCGGAGGACGAGAACGAGACGGCCCAGGACAAGAAGGUGCGUUUAGCUAAAUUGUUUCUCGAGGAAAUCAAACGGGAAGAAAAGGCUCGCCUUGAAAGGGAAGAAAUUGAUGAAAGAGUAAUCUCAAAAAGGCUGAAAGAAGACUAUCUAAAGGAAACUGGAAAGCUGCGCUUAAAAGUUGCAGAUAAUUACAGUGAAAUUAACGUGGAUAACAUCAGGACGCUUAAGUGCAAACAGCAGAGAAAUGGCCUAACUUGUAUAUGCAUAUCUAAUGAUAACAAGUUUCUUUUUAGUGGAAGCUUAAAUGGAGUAGUGGUAAAGUACUCGUUAAGUGACUGUCGCAGGGUUGGUUUGCUGCCGUUUGUUCGCAACAGUGGUGAUGAAACAAUAGGUCAUUCCAGUGGCAUUUUCAGCUUGGCAAUAUCAACAGACAGCAAAUAUUUAUCAGUGGGAGAUCAGGCUGGAAAUAUUAACAUUUGGAACCCCGAUACCCUGAAGCACAUUAAAACACUCACCGGACAUAAAAAGGCUAUUCUCGGGCUGAGUUUCAAAAAGGAAUCCCACACCUUGUACUCCUGCAGCAAGGAUAAGAGUGUGAAAGUGUGGAAUUUGGAUGAAAUGGCCUAUGUAGAGACAUUGUUUGGGCAUCAAGACUCUGUAUCAGCAGUCGAUAGCCUUCAUAAGGACCGAGUGGUUACAUCAGGAGCGCGAGACUUGAGAAUUUGGAAAAUCAUCGAGGAAACCCAACUAAUCUACAAUGGACACAUGGGAAAUAUUGAUCAUGUGAGAUUCAUUAAUGAAGAACACUUUUUCUCAGGAGGGGACGAUGGCCAGAUAUGCGUGUGGAGUUUUAUGCGUAAAAAACCAUUGCAAAUCAUCGAAUCAGCACAUGGAAAAGAUUUAUUCAACAACCAGCCGAGAUGGAUAACUGCGAUAGCAGCCUUAGUGAACACUGACCUAGUAGCAUCUGGGUCAUAUGAUGGUUACGUACGACUCUGGAAACUGGAAGAUAACUUCAAAAAAUCAAAGGAAAUUCUGAAAAUCCGAGUUCAAGGUGUUAUUAAUGCGCUAUCGUUUGCAAGCGAUGGACAAAGUCUUGUUGUGGCUGUUAGUAGGGACUAUAAGUUCGGACGGUGGAUGACUGUUAAAAAUGCAAAGGACUGUAUUCUUGUUGUACCUUUUAAUGUAACAGUUGGAUAGUAGCAGCACACAGUUGUAAAGUCUAGUUGUUAAGGAAUAUACUUUUUUACAUA
Dendroctonus ponderosae (mountain pine beetle) is the source of this 1536-nucleotide messenger RNA. Its product is annotated as U3 small nucleolar RNA-interacting protein 2. Gene Ontology annotation, cellular component: small-subunit processome. NCBI's taxonomy places the organism in Eukaryota, Metazoa, Arthropoda, Insecta, Coleoptera, Curculionidae. The transcript has a single exon. Gene Ontology annotation, molecular function: protein binding; snoRNA binding. The coding region runs from base 116 to 1483 and encodes 455 amino acids. The record is from RefSeq and is a predicted model, not a curated record.